Messenger RNA from Durio zibethinus, 1042 nucleotides. Its product is annotated as NEP1-interacting protein 1-like. The record is from RefSeq and is a predicted model, not a curated record. Lineage: Eukaryota; Viridiplantae; Streptophyta; Magnoliopsida; Malvales; Malvaceae.
UCUCUCUUGUUUUUUGCAUUUUCCUUUAAAUAUAAAAGCUUCUUAGUAAUUCUUAAACCCUGCACUUUGUAGAUCACCAAAACCUUUUCAUUUCAAUUCUCGUUCGAACAAAUACCAAAACCCAAGAAGGGAAAGAGAAUGGAUUAUUACGCUCGUUUUUCUAUGUCUCCAUUUUCUUUGUUUGGGGAUUUAAUUGAAAAGGUUAAAGAUUUUUGCAAUUUCGCCGUCUCUGCCAUCAUUGGGAACAUUUUGUCUGCGAUCCUAACCUUCUUCUUUGCAUUAGUGGGCACCUUCUUAGGGGCCAUGACGGGGGCUUUGAUAGGACAAGAGACGGAGAGUGGGUUCGUUCGAGGGGCUGCAGUUGGGGCUAUAUCUGGAGCGGUUUUCUCAAUCGAAGUCUUUGAAUCUUCUCUUGUCCUUUGGCAAUCUGACGAAUCUGGGAUCAGAUGUUUGCUUUACUUGAUUGAUGUUAUUGCAAGCCUUCUAAGUGGGAGGCUUGUUCGUGAACGAAUUGGUCCUGCCAUGCUGAGUGCAGUCCAAAGUCAGAUGGGAGCUGCUGAAACUACUUUUGAGGAGGUCCAGAACAUCUUUGACACUGGUGGUGCUAAAGGAUUGGCUGGAGAUUUGGUAGAAAAAAUCCCAAAGAUCAUAAUCACAAACAAUAACAAUGUAGAUGCUUCUGGGGAGAAAGUUUCCUGUUCAGUUUGCCUUCAGGACUUUCAGCUUGGAGAAACAAUUCGGAGCUUGCCGCAGUGCCAUCACAUGUUCCACCUGCCUUGCAUAGAUAAGUGGCUUCUUGGUCAUGGUUCUUGUCCAUUGUGCAGAAGGGAUCUGUAAUCUUAGUUUUGUAAAUAAUAGGAUUAGGAGUUAUUUAUAUUUUAUUUAUACUGUUCUUACUUGCGGGGCUUGUAUAUUUGUUCAUCAAAUGCUUGCCUACUCUUGUCUUUCUGAGUAGUCUAUGUAGAUCAUGUCGCGGGAUUGAACAUUGUACUCGAUUAGCCCUUUGUAUAAAGGUUUUGAUUUACAGUUUUGAAACUUCUAA